UCGGCCGGGUGAGGGACUGGGGCAUCCGCUGGCCUCCGGGCGUGGGCCGGGGCGCUGGAGUCGUUGGGUCCGGCUGAGCCGUGGUUCUUGUGUCGGUGUUGGUCUCGGUGGGCCGAGGAUCCGGACGGUUUCGGCGACGCUGUUGGCGGAGGCGAUGGCCGGGGCGAGACUUCUGGCCGGGUCAGUAAGGCAAAAGAGAAUGAAAGAAGUAGAUAACCUUGAAAGUAUAAAAGAAGAAUGGGUCUGUGAAACAGGAUCUGAAAACCAACCUCUUAGUGAUGAUCGACAAACAAAUUGUGAAUAUUUUGUUGACAGCCUUUUUGAGGAAGCUGAGAAGGUUGGUGCCAAAUGUGUGUCUCCCACUGAACAGAAGAAACAGGUAGAUGUUAGUAUAAAACUAUGGAAAAAUGGAUUCACAGUCAAUGAUGAUUUCAGAAGUUACUCUGAUGGGGCAAAUCAGCAGUUUCUGAACUCCAUCAAAAAAGGAGAAUUACCUUUGGAAUUACAGGGAAUUUUUGAUAAAGAGGAGGUGGAUGUUAAAGUUGAAGACAAAAAAAAUGAAGUAUGUGUGUCAACGAAACCUGUGUUCCAGCCCUUUUCAGGACAGGGCCAUCGACUUGGAAGUGCCACACCAAAAAUUGUUUCUAAGGCAAAGAGUAUUGACGUCAAGAAUAAAGAUUUGUCUGUUCAACUAAACAACCUCGAACCCAUCACUAAUGUACAGAUCUGGUUAGCCGAUGGAAAACGGAUUGUCCAGAAAUUUAACAUUUCUCAUAGGAUAAGCCACAUCAAAGACUUCAUUGAAAAAUACCAAGGAUCCCAGAGAAGCCCUCCCUUUUCCCUGGCCACCGCUCUCCCUUCCCUCAGAUUGCUAGAUGAAACCCUCACCCUGGAAGAAGCAGAUUUACAGAAUGCUGUAAUCAUUCAGAGACUCCAAAAAACCGCUGAACCUUUUAGAGAACUUUCAUAACAUUGAUUUUUGAUACACUAAGUGGAAAGUUUGCAGAGAAAUGAUGGUUGUAAAUGAACACACAAACCAGAAUGAUGGAAAGGAAGUCUGAUUUGCUGGACUUUGGGUUUGAAUGCUAUUUAACUCCUUCCUGAUGAGAAGAUUUUAAAUAAGUACAAGUUAGGAAUAUAAGCUAUGACUGGAAACUAUAUUCAAUGCACUUUUUCCAAAAGACUACUCAGAAAACUACACUUAUUUUCACAUACUGGUUCUUCAACAAUAAGAUAUAUUAAAUCAUUAUAUCCUAUAGAAUCUAAAUAUGGUAUAAAUUAGCAAACGUAUUCACACUUCAUUCAUUCAGAGGGUCCCAACCAGCCAUGAUUUGUUUGGAGGUUAGCUAUCUCAGAUUUUUAAAAUAGCAAUACAGUAAGAAGUUUAUACAUGGCAAGUUAAAAGCUUCAGUGUAAUUAUUUUAUACCUGGGAUACAGUCAGAAGGCUAGAAGAAACUACUGUCACCAGAACUAUGCCUGAACCUCGAAGUGUUCUCGGUUUUUAUUCUCUAAUGGCAAGAUAUACUCAAAUAUUAACUUGGCACACUGACUAAAAUGUAUUUUCAUUUAGGAAUAAAAUUGUGCAGCAUAGUAUAAUGUCAAUACUAAUCUGCCUACUUACAUUUCUAUAUUUUCAACAAGUGUAAUUUUAAAAAGUUUCUAUCCAGGAAUCCUAGUUCAUCCCUUAUUUUCUUUUGAAAAUUAGGAUAUUGUUUUUAGCUAACAUUUUGAGUAAACCUUUCAUUUGCUACCACUCAUGUAGAAUCUGUUCUAACGCCUAUGUUGGCACAUUGCUAGUAUUUUGUAAAUGCAUCACAUAAACUACAGUUUCCUGUUCUGUAUAUCAGAGUCAACCUGUGUGUACAAGAAAGGACUAUUUAUUUAUUUGCUUUCUGACGCCAUCAAGGGAGACAGGUUUUGUUUAUCUUAAACAUCUAACUAAAACUAGUUAGACUUCAGUACUUCAUUGUCAGGUUGAAUUUCCUUGCCUGAACAUAGCUUAAGAAGCUUUUUCGCAAAUUCUCUAUUUGAAUCUUAUUUAGAGUGAAAUAUACAUGGAGUGUGCCAAGAGACCGAGUAGCCAGCCGUGCAGCAGCAGCGUCCGUGGGGCGGCGGGGGCCUGCCGGAAAGCGCAGUUCUCACACUUUGGUCUCAAGACCUUUUGUUUAGUGUGUGUUAUGUAUAGGAUAUUGAAAAUAAAAAGUGAUAAAAUAUUUAUUCAAUAAAAUAAGCUCAUGUUAGUAUAAACUGCAUUUUAACGAAAAUGCAUUUUCUAAAACAGGUUUAGUGAAAAAAGUGGCAUCGUGUUCCAUUUUUUUCAACCGUCUUUACCGUCUGACUUACAGAGGACAGAUGGGAUCUCACGGCCGCUUCCACAGUCAGUCUGCUGUGAUGUCGCACACCAUGUAGCCGCUAGGAAACGCUGCUGUAUGUUCAUGAGAAAAUGAGGGAAAAAAGCAAAUAAGGUCUUAGUUGAUUAUGAAAAUAGUUUUGACUCUGUGGACCUCUUGAAAGAACCAUUCUCACAAAGCAGGGGUUCACGAGAAUUCUCAAACUUCAUGGAAGAAUCACUUGGAAAGCAUUUCAAAAGGUCUGUUCCAGGCACCUGCCCCACACAUUCUGGUUUAUUGUAUCUGGGGUGGGUCCCAGAUCUCUGCACUUUAAUCUCAGUGAUGCUUAGGUACAGGGUAGAAGUGCCCGUGUUCUGGAAGUCUGACACUGCUUCCACCCUACGAGAAAAACCUGCGUGUUUCAUUCACCACGAGCAGUGCGAGACUCCGCUGACGUGGGACUUCUAGACCUUUCCGUUAUGUCCUUAUCUCCCACAGUUGGUUCUUAGCCUGGUCCCCUCUCGCUCUUAACUAAUCAUGAUAGAAACCUAUACUUCAUCUUCUCUAAGCAGAGCGGAGAUAAGGCUGGAAUGUGUACGUGGGAUUUUUAAUAGAAGCUCAGGAAUAACAAGAAAUAGACACAUGGUGAGGUGACCUGGUUUAUGAGAUCUGCCUUCUGUUUGAGGUCUUUUUAUUAGGAAGAGAGAGAGAGGGCAAAGGAGAGCCUUUUGCUUUUGUCACUUACUCUCAGAAAUGAAGAGAAAUAUGAUAGAGAAUACUCUCAGUAAUGUUUACAGCUCUGUUAGAGCCCUCUCUCCGGUGAAACAAAAAUAAUGGUGUUUUGACAAAAAAUGAGAGAAUGGCAAAAAUCCGCGAACUCUUUCGGAUAUAAAAUGAUUGUUAGUGUAUUUUUCAGUCUAUAAGAAAAUGUUCCCUAGAUCUAUCAUGAAGCAUUUUAUAAUUUAAUAUACACAACUCUAGUCAGUAUGUGAUUCUACAUUGAUGUCUAUAAAGGGGCUUCUUGUUGGAAAUUUUUUCUUGUACCUGUAGAAAAGCCUCCUCUGUGGAUUUUCCAGUUUGUAAUUAUUUCUCCACAAGAUGCAUUGAAGGCUUUCUUGUGUGUACACGUAGGAUGCACCCCAGUGGGAAGUUCCUAUAAAGACCCAGCAGCAGCAGUAACCUUCAUUUUUGUAACUGUGGAACUUUCAUUAGUGUGAAUAAUACUCUCAGAGGUUUUCUAAAAUGAGAAUCAUCUGAUAAAGCUGUCUACCUUAAAGUUUAAAAUUGUAAGGUUGUUAAUUAAAUAUGUAAAACACACAAAACAUACUUUAGAAAAUAUAAAUCAAACUUGGCAUGGAAGGGAAGGCAGACUUGAAAAUAAUCAAAACAUUUUGGGUGUAGAACACAAUUUGACCUGUGUAGUUGUUUCAGAACUCAUCAGUCAGUUUCUUGAGAAUCAUUGUUAAGGCUGAUACAGAGAAGUACAUUUCUAGUUUUACAGAUCCUAAUUUAAUGGGUAACUUACUAUGCAUUGUGCAGGUUACAAAACUGGUCUUAUUUAUUUUAUACACUUUUCUCAUUCAGAAUAAUUUUCAUUAUGUUUCAUUGUGUUAUAGUAUGUUUGCAUCUAUUUCAGUGCCUUAUUUUAAAAGCAAUCUUUUGCUAAUGGUUAAAGAACUGUUGUCUUUAGAAUGAAAUAAUAAUUCAUUAAACAGAUCUAUGAAAUAAUCUA
Molecule: messenger RNA, 4063 nt
Organism: Suricata suricatta (meerkat)
Lineage: Eukaryota; Metazoa; Chordata; Mammalia; Carnivora; Herpestidae
Gene: UBXN2A
Product: UBX domain protein 2A
Exons: 7
Coding region: 155-970 (271 amino acids)
Biological process (GO): Golgi organization; membrane fusion; nuclear membrane reassembly
Cellular component (GO): nucleus; cytosol
Molecular function (GO): ubiquitin binding
Source: RefSeq, a predicted model, not a curated record